Cuscuta epithymum is the source of this 541-nucleotide messenger RNA. NCBI's taxonomy places the organism in Eukaryota, Viridiplantae, Streptophyta, Magnoliopsida, Solanales, Convolvulaceae. The record is from the annotation of a GenBank genome assembly.
GCCAAUUGUACCAUUUUGAGCCCAUAUCUUGUGCAUACUAUCAUGACGAAGGAAAUUGGCGAGGUGAAAAAUUGGGCUGCAGACAAAUGUUUGACCAAACAAGAUUGGCGAUCAUUUGAAAGGGUCUUACUUCCUUUAAACAUACAGAACAAGCAUUGGAUCUUGGCAGAAGUUGUGUUGCAAAAGAAGUUGGUUCGAGUAUAUGAUUCGUUGAAGAGCGGUAGAAGUGUUUUUCAUGUAAGGGAAUUAUGUGAUCGGCUGCCAUACCUCCAUAGCUUAUUUACGAUGUCCCCUCUAGAGAAGGAAGUGCAACCAUGGGUUGCUGACUUAGUUGAGGGUGUUCCCCAACAGGGGCCAGGCUCAGGAGAAUGUGGAGUCAUGGUUGCAUCAUAUGCAGAACACCUUUUAUUGGGAAAGCCCUUGGUUCCAGGUUGUGAGUAUUCCAACAUGUGGAAUAAGCGAUGUCAAUAUGCUGUACGUUUGUGGGGAGUGAAGAAUGUGGACAAAUCAUAGGAAUUCUGGAAUGCCUAUUUAAUGUGGG